This is a messenger RNA of Musa acuminata AAA Group (dessert banana), 1561 nucleotides long. RefSeq names its product transcription factor bHLH30-like. The record is from RefSeq and is a predicted model, not a curated record. The transcript is spliced from 2 exons. Gene Ontology annotation, molecular function: DNA-binding transcription factor activity; protein dimerization activity. Gene Ontology annotation, biological process: regulation of DNA-templated transcription. NCBI's taxonomy places the organism in Eukaryota, Viridiplantae, Streptophyta, Magnoliopsida, Zingiberales, Musaceae. Bases 585 to 1331 code for a protein of 248 amino acids.
UGCUGCGUUCUCAUGCUCCUUGAGAUCACGUCGUCCCAUUAAACUAUAGCAAAUGCUGCUUUUCUCUCAUUUGCCUCUUGCGGUUUCCGUUUCUCGCCGGCGAUAAGAAGGUCUCGCCCUUCCUACGAUUCCGAGCUACACAGCUUGAGAUCGGACGAGAAAGAAGGAGAAAUGAUCGAUUUCAAUAGGAGUCCGAAGAUGAAACCCGCCGCCUGUUAGUCUCUGCCUCCAAUUUUCCCGUUUUCUCUCGUGAUGGAAGCGAUCGAGUGGGUUAUAAGAAGACGAGUUACUGGAUCCGUCGUUGGAGAGCAGGUAGAGGGCGAGGUGAGGAAGCUGCGGCGGCUGAGGCUCCCCCUCUGGUCCUGCCCGCCGAACCGCCCUCCCGGUUCUUGUGUUCCAGCAGGACAAGGCUUGGAUUUUUAAGUCGCCUUCCCUUCUUUCCUCCUCUUCUUCUUCUUCUUCUUCUUCUUCUUCUUCUUCUUCUUCUUCUUCUUCUUCUUCUUCUUCUUCUUCUUCUUGUUCGAGUUCUUGCGUUUGGAUCUGUCUUUGUUUCCCGCGUGGUUGCCGCUGUUGUUGUUCCAGCUAUGGGUUCUCUUCCAGAUGGGGAUCCGGGGUUCUUUAGAGGGUUUCCUAAUGGUCUGGGGUUCAGUUCUGGAUCGGAUGGGUCGUCGUCCUCGGUGGUGUUGGAUCAGGAAAGGAGUAAGCUUGUGGGGGCGCCUUCGAGGCUCGACGGCGGAGGGGCUCUGGACGCCAAAACGGCGAUGGCGAUGAAGAGCCACUGCGAGGCCGAGAGGCGGCGGAGGGAGAGGAUAAAUGGCCACCUUGCCGUGCUGAGGAGCAUGGUCCCCUGCGCCGACAAGUUGGACAAAGCUGCCUUGUUGGCCGAAGUCAUUGGUCAUGUAAAGAAACUCAAGAGGAAUGCUGUAGAAAUCAGCAAAGGCUACACCAUUCCAUCUGAUACUGAUGAGGUGAGGGUUGAAGUUCAAGGAGAUGCAAUGAGCACCAGCGGUUUUAUGGUCAAAGCAUGUCUAUGUUGUGAGGACCGGCCAUGGAUCCUUGCAGAUCUAAGACAAACACUUCACAGCUUGCAUCUUCAAACUAUUAGAGCCGAGAUUUCAACUUUAGGUGGUCGAAUCAAAAACGUGUUUGUGAUGAGAUCUGCAAAAAACUCCAGAAACAUCGACAGGCAUCAUUUUGUGGCUUCUGUUCACCAGGCUCUGAAGUCCAUACUCGAGAGAAUCAAUUCACAAGUGGACUUUCUGCCGAGGGCCACAUUUGCUAACAAAAGGCAAAAAAUCUCACUGUUGGAGUCAUCGAGCUCCGCUUCAUGACUAUUACAUUGAGGAAUUGAAGCGCAUAGUUGCACUGCUUGCACCUGAUAGGAUGUGAUGCUUGGUUUACAUGGACUGUUUUAUCUACCGUAGCUGAAGUAUGUCAAUAGUGCUGCUUUGAACUAGAAAUUGGUGUUUGAUGUAUGUUAUAUUGGGUUUCCUCACAUGUAAAUCUGCAAUGUAUGUGAACUUGAUGGACUAAAUUUAUAUAACUUGUCUUGUAAUUUUCA